AUGAUGGAUCCUCCAAGAUCCGACCCGUUUCGUCAAAUCCGAGUCGAUUCCGACGCCGGAGCUCUCUUCGUCCUCGAAUCAAAAGGCGAGUGGUGGCACGCCGGAUUUCAUCUGACGACGGCGAUAGUGGGACCGACGAUACUGACGUUACCGUACGCAUUCAGAGGAUUGGGAUGGUGGUUAGGAUUUUUGUGUUUGACGACGAUGGGACUCGUCACUUUCUACGCUUACUACCUCAUGUCUAAGGUUCUCGAUCACUGUGAAAAAUCCGGUCGCCGUCACAUCAGAUUCCGGGAACUCGCCGCCGACGUUCUCGGAUCAGGAUGGAUGUUUUACGUUGUGGUCUUCAUUCAAACAGCUAUCAACACUGGAAUUGGUAUUGGCGCCAUUUUACUCGCAGGACAAUGUCUUGAUAUAAUGUACUCGAGUCUUUACCCACAAGGACCCUUGAAGCUUUACGAGUUCAUCGCUAUGGUUACAGCUGUGAUGAUUGUUCUUUCGCAGCUACCGAGUUUUCACUCUCUUAGACAUAUUAACUUUGUGUCUCUGCUUCUCAGCUUAGGCUACACUUUCCUCGUCGUUGGGGCUUGUAUCAAUCUAGGUUUGUCUAACCACGCUCCUAAACGUGACUAUUCUCUAGAGCAUUCGGAUUCAGGGAAAGUUUUUAGUGCCUUCACCUCGAUUUCGAUCAUAGCUGCUAUUUUCGGAAAUGGAAUUCUACCCGAAAUACAGGCAACUCUUGCUCCACCGGCCACGGGGAAGAUGUUGAAAGGACUAUUGUUGUGUUAUAGUGUGAUCUUCUUCACGUUUUACUCCGCUGCUAUUUCGGGGUAUUGGGUAUUUGGUAACAAUGCGAGCUCUAAUAUUCUCAAGAACCUUAUGCCUGACGAGGGACCGACUCUGGCUCCUAUCGUGGUCAUUGGUCUUGCGGUCAUCUUUGUUCUUCUUCAGCUUUUCGCCAUUGGCCUCGUGUAUUCUCAAGUUGCGUAUGAGAUAAUGGAGAAGAACUCGGCGGAUACAACAAAAGGGAUGUUCUCAAAACGAAACCUCGUGCCGCGUUUGAUACUAAGAUCGCUGUAUAUGGCGUUUUGUGGGUUCAUGGCAGCAAUGCUACCGUUUUUCGGGGAUAUAAACGCGGUGGUAGGAGCGUUUGGGUUCAUACCACUGGAUUUCGUGCUGCCAAUGCUUCUAUACAACAUGACCUACAAGCCGACGAAGAAAAGCUUCACGUAUUGGAUAAACAUGACGAUAAUGGUUGUGUUUACUUGUGCGGGACUCAUGGGAGCAUUCUCCUCCGUGAGGAAACUUGUUCUUGAUGCUAAUAAGUUCAAGUUGUUUAGUAGUGAAGUUGUGGAUUAA
This is a messenger RNA of Arabis nemorensis, 1359 nucleotides long. The record is from the annotation of a GenBank genome assembly. NCBI's taxonomy places the organism in Eukaryota, Viridiplantae, Streptophyta, Magnoliopsida, Brassicales, Brassicaceae.